This is a messenger RNA of Orbicella faveolata, 1122 nucleotides long. RefSeq names its product spliceosome associated factor 3, U4/U6 recycling protein-like. NCBI's taxonomy places the organism in Eukaryota, Metazoa, Cnidaria, Anthozoa, Scleractinia, Merulinidae. The record is from RefSeq and is a predicted model, not a curated record. Gene Ontology annotation, biological process: RNA processing. Gene Ontology annotation, molecular function: protein binding; RNA binding.
UUCAAUCCACAUUAACGUGUUAGUGGGUCGCUCGAAUUAAAGGUCCGUCGGAAAUGUACUGCGAGAGCCCACGUACUGUAAUUAAGCUGAGUUCGUCUGAGUAAAUCGGAAUUUUGACUAACAAGGUUGGAGUCUGAUGUUAACUGGCGACAACGGAACGUUGACGAUACAGGAUAUCAAACUUGCUAGUCUUGCAUAUAAGACCUUGUGUGACGUUUGGGUCCACGUUUCUAAAUUCGGAUCGGGGACGUGUAUAUUGGGUAAGGAAUUACUAGGAUUGCAUAAUAUCCACCCGAAAAGAUGGUCACAUGUCCAAAAUUGCAUAAAUUUUGCCACCAGGCAACUGGUCAGACGGUAUGACAACGGAUCAAAUGUGGAGUAUUUCAACACCAAAUCAACUUCUGUCACUCAACAUUCAUGUCGGCGGCGAAAAAAAGGCGAUAAAAGAUUUUGUUCGGGUUGUUCACAUGGCAACCGCGUAAACUCUCCCAAGUCAAGACUAUAGACUGCGAACGGUCUCUUUCUUUUUUUAGCGUGGCAAAUACACGAAUGCGAAGGGAAAAAACAGAACGAUCGAGUUUGCAUAAUUUCUAACUUUUCCAAUCGCGCGAAGGAUUUCAACUACAAAAACCGACUGCUUGUAUUCCAAUAUGGCGGAAAAUACGAAGAUGGAAGUCGAUGGAAACGCAAGUGAAACGAUUGACGAGAACGAGACUGAAGAAAACAUGGAUGAGGGUGCCGGCGAAGAAAGUGACAGUUCGGAUUCUGACGCGUCCGAUGGUAACGAGGCAGUUCAUGACCCAAAAGUCCAACAGCUCGAGCUUCAGGUGGCAGGCAAUCCAUAUCACUAUGACUCUCAUGUUGAACUCAUCAAACUUCUCAGACAGUCUGGUGACCUCGACAAAGUGAGGAAUGCAAGAGAGGGUAUGAGCAAGCUCUUCCCGUUAACAGAAGGUAAAGUAAUGUUUUUUGAUAAAAUGCUGUCAAACCCCUGUUAAUGGAUACCUGUUAGUGGACAUAUCCUUAAAGAACACUACACAUAAAAAUGCUACAAUCUUCUUUCUUAAGCAGACACCUCUCUUACAUGGGCACUUAUCAGCAUGCAAAGAAAUUGGUGUAUGU